Molecule: messenger RNA, 1905 nt
Organism: Closterium sp. NIES-67
Lineage: Eukaryota; Viridiplantae; Streptophyta; Zygnematophyceae; Desmidiales; Closteriaceae
Source: the annotation of a GenBank genome assembly
GUUCAACAUCCCGAGAUCUUGCAGGUCCGUAGCUCAGCCUCGGCAGUAGGUUUGGAUACCAUACCGCGUAUGCCUAAAGUGUCGUCAGCUUCCAAACCUGACCUCUUUCCCGCCUUCCCAAAUCUCGUCUCGCACUCGGUAUUCCCGAUUGCGGCGGACCCUAGAGCACAACGCGCUCCCAGAUCACACCUCCUCGCUGGCACAUAUAGCACAGGUGUCGCAUUCUGAAUCGCCGCUAGUGAAACGGACACUCGCGCGACACCCCUAAGGCCCCCAAGGCCAGUCGACGACGUCGCCAUGGGCUCCGAUCAUCGCAAUCCCUCGCCAGCCCACCCCCCAGGCGUUUCGAAUUCGCCCAGCAGCGGCCAUCGGGUUCCCCUGCUUGCCUCGCACCCUCUGCCUACCUCCCACCCCCUCCGUGCCUCUCCUCGGAUUCCCACGCUCAUCCGCUUCUCAGCAGACGCUCAUCAGACUCCCUGCAUCCGCCAGACGAGAAAUAGUACAAAUAGAGGAGGGGUUUCAGUUUCGCCCACCAGUCUCGACUGAAGCUAGUAUCGAAUCCUUCUACCUUGUCUUCGAGUUCCCUACCGCCUUCUGCUCUUAAGGCCCUCCUCACCAGCUGUCCGUGCCUGAUAGAGUGCAACUUGUCCGUGUGAAGUUCUCUUCCCGAAUUUGCCUUCCUUUCUACUCCGUCCGUCAACGACAUGGCCUGCGUCGGUGCUGAGCGUGCCUGCGUGGACGUCGAUGCUCUGUUCUCGAGCUGCUGGGAGCAAGAUGAUUCCCUGACUCGCUUCGUCUGCAGCAUGAUCUCUGCUCCUCGCCUGGCCAUCGUCAGUUGGAUCAGGUCGUGCAAGCACCCUGCUGUCGAGGUUCAGCCGGUUCCCGCUCUUCCAGUUGUCGCUCUUCUGGUGGAAGCCGCGUCAACCGAUGCAGAGUCAGAAACCGUCAACAAUCCGACUGAGGCUGGCAAGGCGGAUGCUCCAACUGUGACUGCUACCGUUUCGUCUGAGGCUAAGGAAGCAGAGGAACCAACGGAAGCGGAGAAGAGAGCUUCAUCAUUUCCAGUUGCAGAUGCAGAGGACCUGAUUCCUUCACUUCCGGCUGAGACUGCUGCUUCCUCGGUUAAGGUUGCAUCAUGGUUGGGUGUCAAAUCAGAAUCAGAGCAGGCACAGCGGGGUGGGAAGGUGGGAGCAGAGGCCAGCAGCGGGUGGAGCAGCAUGAGUCGCAGUGGGAGCAGCUGCAGCAGCCACAGUGCGUGCCUCAUUGACCUCGCCUGGGACUCCUGCUCCUCCUCUGCUCACAGCCUCUACUCCUCCUCUGCUGGUAGCCUCUGCAAUACUCCCACUGGAUUGGUCGCGGAGAUAACCGCUGUGAAGAGGGGGAUUGGCCGAGGCAUUUCCAGCAGCGGGAAGGGUUGGAGCAUGGAGGUGAAGGGAUUUGGGAAGGUGGAGGCAGGGAGUACUUUCGCAAACCAGCUGUUUGGGGAGGAUGAUGAUGAUGCAGAGGUGGAAGAGUACAGCAGCAGCAAGCAAAGCUACAAGCCUUUUGGGUCAGGGAACAUGUGCUACAUGAACCAGCUGUACAUGGAUGAGGUGGAGGAGGAAGAGAGGGAGGAAUUGGCAGCAUCGGGUAUCUCGGUAGGCAUUGGUAGGUUUGGUGCGAGGCGGAGAAUAUCGGGCUCUAGCAGCCGGGUUACUCUCCGCAGAAUGAGCAGCGCGCUGAGGCAGUUCUAGGUGAACCUUUCACCAGGAAAUAGGCUGUUGUAGGGCUUUUUCACUAGUGUAGGAGCUGUGGCUGGCACCAGACCAGAGUAACUAGACUGGUAGCGAUUGGCAUGCUUCUAGAAUUCGGAGCUGUAAAUUAUGCUGUAUGCUCACAUAUGUUAUGUACAUGGUCACCUCAAUA